Prosopis cineraria is the source of this 2829-nucleotide messenger RNA. RefSeq names its product beta-galactosidase 7-like. The transcript has a single exon. Bases 8 to 2506 code for a protein of 832 amino acids. Gene Ontology annotation, cellular component: cell wall; vacuole. The record is from RefSeq and is a predicted model, not a curated record. Gene Ontology annotation, biological process: carbohydrate metabolic process. Gene Ontology annotation, molecular function: beta-galactosidase activity; carbohydrate binding. Lineage: Eukaryota; Viridiplantae; Streptophyta; Magnoliopsida; Fabales; Fabaceae.
UCAUGACAUGGGUUCCUCUUUUCAUUCAACUUGUUCUUCAUGGACUAAGGUUGUCCUAUUUAGCUUAUCAUUGCUUGGCUUAUGCUCUGCCACUGCCAUAGAGGUAUCAUAUGAUCAAACUGCUUUCAUCAUCAAUGGAGAGAGGCGUGUUAUUUUAUCCGGGGCAGUUCACUUCCCACGAAGCACGGAGAAAAUGUGGCCUCAAAUUCUUCAAAAGGCUAAAGAUUCAGGUCUUGAUGCCAUUGAGACCUACGUUUUUUGGGAUCGCCAUGAACCUGUGAAAGGGAAGUAUGACUUCAAAAAAAACUUGAACUUCGUCAAGUUUUUCAAGCUCGUCCAAGAACAUGGACUCUAUGGCAUUAUAAGGAUUGGUCCUUAUGUUUGUGCUGAAUGGAAUUUUGGAGGCCUUCCAUUAUGGCUACACAAAAUUCCCGGGAUUCAGGUCAGAACUGAUAAUGAACCUUGGAAGAAAGAAAUGCAAACUUUCGUCACCAAAAUUGUGACCAUGUGUAAAGAAGCUAACCUUUUUGCAUCUCAAGGAGGACCCAUCAUUCUUGCACAAAUUGAGAAUGAGUAUGGGAACAUCAUGUCAGGUUAUGGAGAUGCAGGGAAACAGUAUGUGAAAUGGUGCGCUGAAAUGGCUCUAGCACAAAACAUUGGUGUUCCUUGGAUCAUGUGCCAACAGAAUGAUGCUCCUAGUACUGUCAUCCAAACUUGUAAUGGCUUUUAUUGUGACAGCUUCCAACCCAAUGGCAAUAACCCUAAAAACCCAAAAGUUUUCACAGAGAAUUGGGUUGGGUGGUUUCAAAAAUGGGGUGAAAAAUUACCACACAGGACUGCUGAAGAUGUUGCUUACUCAGUGGCUCGCUUCUUCCAAAAUGGUGGAGUGCUAAACAAUUACUACAUGUUCCAUGGAGGAACAAACUUUGAAAGAACAGCUGGAGGCCCAUAUAUCACAACAAGUUAUGAUUAUGAUGCACCACUUAAUGAGUAUGGAACUUUGAAUCAACCCAAAUAUGGGCAUCUUAAGCAACUUCAUGCAGCAAUAAAAUCGGGAGAGAAGAUUAUUACAAGCGCCACAAGAACUGAAACAAGCGUUGGAAAUUCAGUCAACUUGACCACAUACACCAGUAGUAAUGGUGGAAAAUUUUGCUACUUGAGUAACACUGAUGGCAGCCAAGAUGCUACUGUAGACUUGCCCAAUGGUGGUGGCAAGUUCUUUGUUCCUGCUUGGUCUGUAUCCAUUCUUGAAAAUUGCAGUAAAGAGAUUUACAAUACUGCAAAGGUUAAUACUCAAACCUCAUUGAUGGUGAAGAAAGUUGAUGCUUCAUCUGCUCAUCUUACUUGGGAAUGGAUGGCAGAGAACAUAGAAGACACGCUGAGUGGCAAGGGAACUUCUACAGAAAACUUACUUCUUGAGCAGAAAGACUUCACUCUUGAUGCAAGUGACUAUUUGUGGUACAUGACAACUGUUAACAUCAAUGACACUUCCUCUUGGCAAAAUGCAACACUUCAAGUGGUCACAAUGGGUCAUGCUCUUUAUGCUUAUGUUAACAAAAAUCUUGUAGGAUCCCAAUUCAGUCAAACAGGGGGGAAUUUCACAUUUGAGAAACCAGUUUCUCUGACAGAGGGAACAAACAUCAUAACUCUACUCAGUGUAACUGUGGGGCUUCCAAAUUAUGGUGCAAAGUAUGAUUUGAUAGACACAGGAAUAGUAGACGGUCCAGUUAAGUUAAUUGGCAAGAACAGUGUCUCUAUGGACUUGACAAACAAUUCUUGGUCUUACAAAACUGGCUUGAAUGGCGAGGCUCAACGUCUCCGUAAAGGGGUAUGGAAAUCUGGUUCUAGCAAUAAUCUUCCUGUUGGGAAAGGAAUGACUUGGUAUAAGGCCAAGUUUAAUGUUCCUUCUGGGACCGACCCUGUGGUAUUGGACUUACAAGGCAUGGGAAAAGGAGAAGCUUGGGUGAAUGGUCACGGUAUUGGUCGGUAUUGGCCAUUGAAUGUUGCUGGUUCUGAUGGAUGCAGUCAAACAUGUGAUUAUAGAGGAGCAUACCAAUCAAGCAAAUGCACAUACAAUUGUGGUAAUCCAACACAGAGAUGGUACCAUGUUCCUAGGCAAUACUUCAGCAACAAAGAAAACAUACUGGUUUUGUUUGAAGAAGUAGGUGGGAAUCCUCAGAAUAUAUCCUUCCAAACUGUAUCAGUAGGAACAGUUUGUGCUAAUGCAUAUGAAGGUGCCAAUCUGGAGCUGUCAUGUGAAGGCGGGAAAAUGUCAAAAGUUGAAUUUGCUAGCUUUGGAAAUCCACAGGGACAAUGUGGGUCUUUCCAAAAAGGCUCAUCUGAUGCCAGUACUAGCAUGUCUGUUGUGGAAAAAGCAUGUGCUGGAAAGCCGGCGUGUACUUUAGCCGUGACGAAGGAAACAUUUGGUGCACAGCAAAUAUCCGGUGCAAGUGGCAACAGCAACACCACUAAUAUUAACAGACUAGCCGUGCAAAUUGCUUGCUGAUUCAAUGUCCUUUAUGGCUGUCGAAGUAAUAGUCGUGGAUGAGUUUUUAUUUUUUAUUUUUUAUUGUUUUAACGGCGGCUGCGAAGUUUCAUUUCUUUUUUGUAUUUGUAGCCAAGUUAUUCAUGACUUUGAAAGUCCCAUAAUAAAAGUGGCACUCGUAUAAACUUUGGCUAUCAUGAGCAGUUAUAAAAGUUAUCUUGAAACCCAGAUUCAAAGUUUGCUCUGAGCGAGGAUUUCAGUGUAAGGCCAGACAAAAGAAAAACUGUAGAAAAACUGUAAAGCUUUUUCUGAUUGUAAUAUGUUUUGUGCCAUUUGUUGAAAGG